AUGUAUGUAGAUAUUAAAUAUGGAUUAAUUUUACCAAUAAUUGUAGCACUCAGUUGUUUAUUACAUCGUAUUCUGAUAUAUAAUAAAAAACAAUUAUUACAACAACAAAUUAAAAAUGUAUUUAUAAAAUUGCAACAUGAUGUAAUAUUUAAUGCAAUAAUAGCAUAUACAUUAACGAUAGGAUCAUUUUUAUUUACACAUAAAUAUUUUACUAUUAAUAAAACAUUUAAAGAUUUAAAAUUAGAUAAUAAACAUACAAUAGAUAUAAUAUUAUUUACAUUACGUUGGUAUAUAUGUCAAAUAAUUCCAUUAUUUUGGGGUAUAGCUGUAAUAGCUAAUAAAAGAUAUUUUUCAGAAAAAUCUAUACAAGGUGGUAUAACUAAUGAAUUAGACAUGGAUAUAAGAUAUUUACAAAAUACGUUAGAACAAGUUAUAUUAUCAUGUAUUAUUAAUUUAAUUGCAACAUCAAAUAUUCAAAAUAUUAAUCAUUUAUCAUGGAUUGCAAUGAAUUCUAUUUUCUUUUUAACUGGUAGAAUAUUAUUUUGGUAUUUAUACACACAUUAUCCAUUAGAACCGGGUAAACGUGCUUGUGGAUUUGGUUUAACAUUUUAUCCAUCAAUAUUAACAUAA
Didymodactylos carnosus is the source of this 630-nucleotide messenger RNA. Lineage: Eukaryota; Metazoa; Rotifera; Eurotatoria; Philodinida; Philodinidae. The record is from the annotation of a GenBank genome assembly.